AGCAAGAACAACCUGUGAUCUGACCAAAAAAAAAAAUUCAUUUUAUGAAGAUAGCAUUUUCUUUCCUGCGUAGUGGAGUUCCUUUUUCCAAACGCAUGCUGUGUUCUAGAAUGAAGCAGAGAAAUUUUCAGCUACAAAACAGGACACAGAACCACCUCUGCAGGGCCUGAACGAUGAUCGCCAUGCUCACGAGGAUCACGAAAACGAACAAUCUCAGAUCCGAAAUUGUUGACAACUUCGUGCGAAAAGAUAUUUCGCGCGCAGUGGUGUAAUGAAUGUUUGCACACCAGCAGGCUUCUCAUCCAGAGCGCCUGGAUCCUUCCCUGUUGACAGCGUCUGUAAAUGAACCGCUACAACGUGCUGAAGUAUUUUUUCACCUUCCUAUAUUUUUGUCCCAUUUUCCCCGACGGACGAGCAGGAAAACGAAAGAAAUAUUCUAGUUUCACUGGAUAGCAGUACCACAUAAAGAACUUGCUUUCUUCUAAACGUGAUUAUGAUCUCGAUUUUGUAUAUCAUCCCUCGCAUAGCCUGCGCCCUUUCGUAAUAUGUGUCAUUGUUCUUCGUGGACUCCGUAUUAAGUCGGUGUUUUAGGAGCUUGUGAAAAAGAUCAGUUUUAAAGCAAAUCAUAAAAUGGCGACCGAGUUCGACGACUACAGCGACGAGGACGUGGACGCGAUUCCCCAGGCCGCCCACCUAGUUGCGCCGGCGCUUUCGAAGGCGUCGUCCGUAAAGGCCUACCACCAUGAGACGACGAUCAGGGCCCCCGAUUCCUUCGAGGCCGCGCCCGUCGUGAGUACGUUCGGGCUGGACACGGUGGUGGUUGACCUGGACAAGAAACUGGUUACGAACCCGAAAAUCGACGCCCUGCGGCACCCCCUGCAGGGGCCCGUGGACCCGGCCAAGAGCGGGGGGCUGAGCUUGGAGGGGAAGCGGAAAAACAUGCACAUGGGGCACCUGGAAAGCACCCACCUGAGCGAGUUCGACUUUCAGGACGCCAUGCUGUCGCACGACAAGUUCAAGUCCGCCUCCGCAAAGUCCUUUUUUGCGUCCGGCGGUAGUGCGCCCAGCCAAAACAAAUUCCUGAACCAAGGCAUAUGGGGCGAGUCCGCACUCACGGGCGGCAAAAGGCUCCGCGGACAACUGCAGGAGGGGGGGAGAAAAAGGAUACGGAACGACGACGCGGCAGACACCGACAACUUUCAGGGGCCCUGGGCCGCCUUCGAGGGAGAAGGCGACAGGAGGAAGUUCUGGGAAAAUCAAAUGAGCGAAAUCAAGGUAAUAUAUUGUGGACAACAUUUUUCAUAUACUAAUACCCCUAUUUACGACACUUCAUUUUUUUCCUUUUUCCAUUCUAUCUGCAGCCAGCAUUGUAUCUCCAGUGUCCCGUGUGUUUGUCGACAUGUUUCGGCAACGGAGCGAAAGAUCGCAUGUAGAAAUCGUCGUAAAAAUACUCACACCAAUAUUAAAAAAACCGCAGGCGGAUCAAGAGCGCGUGACCGAAGAGGAGGCCAUUGCGAAGGGCCAGGCCAAGGACUUGGUCAAGGUGGCUGAAACGUCGCGUUUCUACGGCAAGACCGAGUACGACUACCAGGGCCGGUCGUGGAUGACGUUUAAGCAGGCGCACCAGGACAAGCGGGACUUCCAGCAGAUGUUGGAGGACGAGGAGACGUGGACCUACCUGCCGAAAAAGCAGGUCCACACCUACACCGGGCACACGCAGGGGGUGCAGACGGUCCGGCUGUUCCCCGAGACGGGGCACCUGCUGCUGUCCGCUGGGCUGGACGCCAAGGUGAAGAUCUGGGACUUCUACAACCAGCGACAGUGCCUGCGCGACUACAUGGGCCACGACGUGGGCGUCCGCGACGUGCGCUUCACCACCGACGGGUCGCGCUUCUACUCCUGCAGCUUCGACAAGAACAUCAACUUGUGGGACACGGAGACGGGGAAAAUCAUCACCACGAUGACAAACAACAAGACCCCCUUCUGCAUCGCCGUCCACCCCGACCCAAGCAAACAGAACUCGUUUAUCGCAGGGUGCUCGAACAAGAAAGCGGUCGAGUGGGACGCAAAUACCGGAAAGGUACUUACAAGAAGUAGAUGCAGUGUUUUGCGUUACGAUUUCAAAUAUUCUGCAAUUGCUGUUUUGCCCAUGAUGAAGAUUCUUCCUUUAUUUCCACUUCUUUUGUCCCAACACAAUUUGAUCUCAGCACCACUACGUGCAACAACUUACUUGCAAUUCAGAUCGUCCAAGAAUACGACGAGCAUUUGGGGUCAGUCAACAGUAUUACCUUCUGCGAAAACGGGAAGAAGUUGGUGACGACCGCCGACGACAAAAAGAUGCUGAUCUGGGAAUACGGUAUUCCGAUCCCGACGAAAUACAUCACCGACCCGCUGAUGCACAGUAUCCCCACGGUCGCGGUGAGUCCCGACAAGAAAACCUUGCUGGGCCAGUCAAUGGACAACAAGAUCGUCACCUACCAGGCCUACGGGCAAUUCAAGUACCAAGCGCGCAAGUCGUUCAAGGGCCACGCGUCCUCGGGGUACGCGUGCGAAAUAAGUUGGUCGCCAGACGGCCAGUUCAUCACCUCAGGCGACGGCAACGGAAAGCUCUGGUUCUGGGGCUGGAGAAACAACCGGGUCUACAAGUCCAUGAACGCACACUCGGGAGCGCUGAUGAGUUGCUGCUGGCACCCGAAGCACACCUCCCGGGUCAUCACUUGUGGCUACGAUGGUCUCAUCAAAGUCUGGGACUGAAAUCGUCUCACUUUAUUUUUCGAGAGUGCAUUACCAUUAGUACUUUCGAUCUGGCGACAGCGGAUGACUUUCAACUUCUCAUGAAUGUACUGAUGCCUGAAUGCGAUUGCGAGUGGCCCUAUGUGAAGUGAAAGCGAGAAAGAUAAUUGUGAAUCAGCAGAACGAUUUUGACUUUCGCUCUGCACUCUGUCGGCG
Molecule: messenger RNA, 2949 nt
Organism: Amoebophrya sp. A120
Lineage: Eukaryota; Dinophyceae; Syndiniales; Amoebophryaceae
Source: the annotation of a GenBank genome assembly